GCCCACGAGCAACUUCCGGUUCAUAUGAACCGGUGAUUAUCUGAUUGUUGAGGUCGAAUUUACACAUUGAGGACUUAUUUUCUGUUUUAUGUAAUACGGACAAAGUGCAACCAGAGAACGACACUUAAAUCCAACAAACACAUUAUUUAUUGAGUCGGACAAUUUCCGUGGUGAUCAGUCAGCAGAAGAAAAAUAGUGAAGGUAACCUCCAUAAUUCAACAAUGUCAGACACAAAUACCAACAGUACUGUUACUGAGACUUCUCACGUUCCUGUUGUUUUAAUUGAAAAUGUUAACCCAAAUGUCAGGAACAUGGAAUAUGCUGUCAGGGGACCAAUUGUUGCAAGGGCUGCAGAAAUCGAUGCAGAAAUAAAGAGUGGAGUAAAGAAACCAUUUGCCAAAGUAUUGCCAGCCAACAUUGGUGAUUGUCAUGCCACAGGUCAGACUCCUAUUACAUUCAUUCGACAGGUGAUUGCCUUAUGCGCCUAUCCAGAAUUAUUGACAAGUUCAGAAUUUCCUGCAGAUGCAAAAGAUAGAGCAAAAAGAAUAUUGGCAGGUUGUAGAGGAGGUAGUAUUGGGUCUUACACUGCUAGCCCUGGUGUUGAGGUUAUACGACAAGAUAUUGCAGCAUACAUUCAAAAGCGUGAUGGAGUUCCAAGCAAAAGUGAGGAUAUAGUCUUAUGCACAGGUGCGAGUGAUGGUAUCAAAACUAUUCUAAGCAUGCUGAUGACAGGCAAAACAGGAAAUGAAAGAGCUGGAAUAAUGAUUCCUGUACCACAGUAUCCUCUGUACUCAGCGACACUUACUGAAUACAAUGCCCAACCAAUAAGAUACUUCAUGAAUGAGGAAAACAAUUGGUCUUUAGAUAUCAGUGAACUUAGGAGAGCUAUUGAAGAAGCAAAAUCCAAAUGUUUACCUCGAGCAAUUUGUGUAAUUAAUCCAGGGAAUCCAACAGGCCAGGUGUUAACAAGACAAAACAUUGAAGAUGUUAUCAAAUUUGCUCAUGAUGAGCGAUUGAUGAUUUUGUCAGAUGAAGUUUAUCAACACAAUGUCUAUGCUAAAGGAUCAGAGUUCUUCUCUUUUAAAAAAGUCAUGAUGGAAAUGGGUGCACCAUAUAAUAGGCAUGAACUUGCAUCUUUUAUGUCCGCAUCAAAAGGUUUCAUGGGAGAAUGCGGGUUCAGAGGUGGAUAUUUUGAAGUUGUUAAUUUUCACCCAUCAGUUAAAGCAUGCUUGUUGAAGACAAUAUCGGUAAAGCUUUGCCCACCAGUGGCUGGACAAGCUGUCAUAGAUUGUGUGGUCAACCCCCCUGUCCUUGGGGAUCCAUCUUAUGACCUUUUCAUGAAAGAGAAAACACAUGUUCUAUCUCAACUGAAAGAGAAGGCCACCUUAGUCACUGAACUUUUCAAUUCUAUUGAAGGUAUCAAAUGCAACACAGUUCAGGGAGCAAUGUAUUCUUUCCCACAAAUAUUUCUGCCACCAAAGGCCAUAGAAGCUGCAAAGGCUAAAAGCCAAACACCCGAUUCCUUUUAUUGUUUCUCACUGUUAGAAGAGACAGGACUUUGUGUAGUACCAGGCAGUGGAUUUGGACAGAAAGAGGGCACCUACCAUUUCCGUAUGACCAUCCUUCCUCCUUUAGAAGAAAUAAGAAGUGUGUUGCAAACUUUUAAAGAGUUCCAUUUGAAGUUUUUAUCCCUGUACAAGUAAAUAUAGUACUUGUAUACAUGUAUAGCUGUUGGGGCAUGUGGAUCACCAAGAUUUUCCUGGUAACAACAUUCACCUGUGUGCUUUUAUAAAUAAAUGGAGGAGUUGUGAUAGUAACAACAUAUUGUGAUAUUAUUAAAACCAAAUUUGUUUUGAAACUGUUUUAAACAUUGAAUGAAACCACCUAUUAUGAGUUAUUUCCCUUUAAACUAUAUUUUGUGAUCUUAUGGUGCACACUGUACAAUCAUGACCCUUUUUGUUAUGUCUCCACAAUCUCAGUGCCAUGUUAUAUUUUCCAAUGUAUUUAGAAUAUAGGUGAUAUUUUUGUUUUGUUUUCUUUAUUACAUGUACAUGUAUAUGGCUUUAACAUGUUUAAGGGUUAGUGAGAGUUAUUUUUGGGCACUAUGCUUCUGCUGGUAUAUAUAUAUUUUUCUAAGCUUUAUCACUUAAACAUGUCUUCUGAAUUUAAUGUCUCCACACUUGAUAUUACAAUCUUUAAUUUUAUUUUGCUGUUAAAAUUUUGUGUAAUCUUUAAUGACUUAUUAUUGUUCAAGUUAACUAUGGCUGUUUUACAAAAACUGGUAAUCAUUAAUAACCAAUUACCAGUGGCGGAUCCAGAAAUUUUCAUAAGUGGGGGCCCACUGACUGCCUAC
This is a messenger RNA of Mytilus trossulus (common blue mussel), 2353 nucleotides long. RefSeq names its product alanine aminotransferase 2-like. The coding region runs from base 222 to 1703 and encodes 493 amino acids. Gene Ontology annotation, molecular function: pyridoxal phosphate binding; L-alanine:2-oxoglutarate transaminase activity. The record is from RefSeq and is a predicted model, not a curated record. NCBI's taxonomy places the organism in Eukaryota, Metazoa, Mollusca, Bivalvia, Mytilida, Mytilidae. Gene Ontology annotation, biological process: biosynthetic process. The transcript has 2 exons.